ACCUUAGUAAAUUUGUUAUCUGCCAGAGACAGCAACGUGCUUUUGGGUGCCCUCCUUGCUCUGACUAGCCUGGCAGAAAGUCCAGAAUGUAGGGAGAAGAUAAGUGAACUCACCAUUGUUGAGAACUUGCUGGUGAUAUUACAUGAAUACGAUUUGCUUUCUAAAAGGCUCACGGCAGAGUUGCUACGUCUCCUCUGUGCAGAGCCACAAGUCAAAGAGCAAGUGAAAAUGUAUGAAGGAGUUCCAGUCUUGCUCAGUUUACUCCAUUCUGAUCAUAUCAAACUUCUGUGGAGUAUAGUCUGGAUUCUGGUGCAGGUUUGUGAAGACCCUGAGACUAGUGUGGAAAUCCGAAUUUGGGGUGGAAUCAAGCAGCUCCUUCAUAUAUUACAGGGGGAAAGAAAUCUUGUUUCUGAUCGCUCUUCAGUUGGAAGUUUAUCUAGUGCGAACGCAGCAGGGAGAAUCCAACAUCUUCAUUUGUCAGAUGAUUUGAGUCCUGAUGAGAUGCAGGAAAACACUUUCUCACUUCAAGCAGCUUGUUGUGCUGCAAUUACUGAACUGGUGCUCAAUGAGACUAACGCUUACCAGGUAGUACAGGCAAAUGGAAUAUAUACAAUAGCAAAGCUGAUUUUACCGAAGAAAGAAAGAAAUGCUGAAAAAGCUAAUUUAUUACAGUGUUAUGCUUUCAGAGCCCUGAGAUUUCUCUUCAGUAUGGAAAGAAAUCGACAUAUCUUUAAAAGACUUUUCCCUACUGACUUGUUUGAAAUCUUCAUUGAUAUUGGACAUUAUGUGCGUGAUAUCAGUGCUUAUGAAGAGUUGGUAUCAAAGCUAAAUUUAUUAAAGGAGGAUGAAUUGAAGCAAAUUGUUGAGAGUAUUGAGAGCAUGAAUCAGAGUAAGGCACCUACAAAACAUGUAGGCAAUUAUGCAAUUUUAGAGCAUCUUGGCAGUGGAGCUUUUGGAAGUGUAUAUAAGGUUAGAAAACAUAAUGGACAAAAUUUCCUGGCAAUGAAAGAAGUCAAUUUACACAACCCAGCAUUUGGAAAGGACAAAAAAGACAGAGACAGCAGUGUAAAGAAUAUUGUCUCUGAAUUAACCAUCAUCAAAGAGCAGCUUUAUCAUCCAAAUGUUGUACGGUAUUAUAGAACCUUCUUGGAAAAUGACAGAUUGUACAUAGUCAUGGAGCUCAUAGAGGGAGUGCCAUUGGGAGAACACUUUCACUCUUUGAAGCAAAAGCAACAACAGUUUACAGAAGAAAGAAUAUGGCAUAUAUUUAUCCAACUUUGUCUAGCUCUUCGUUAUUUGCAUAAAGAGAAAAGAAUUGUUCAUCGAGAUCUCACUCCGAACAAUGUCAUGCUGGGGGAUAAAGACAAAGUUACAAUUA
Molecule: messenger RNA, 1378 nt
Organism: Pelecanus crispus (Dalmatian pelican)
Lineage: Eukaryota; Metazoa; Chordata; Aves; Pelecaniformes; Pelecanidae
Source: RefSeq, a predicted model, not a curated record